AUGGGUGACUUUCUUUUAAAACCACCUGUUCCUGAAGAUGUGGGUUCUGCGCGGUGUGCAAUUUCAAGUGAUAUUAUGAGAAAAAGGAACUUGUCAAUUGGACAAUGGGUUCGAAUAGAUUCUGUGUCGGAGUCAUUGUAUUGUCGUGCAUGGCCAAUUUCGGUACCAGCUGGAAUAAUCCAAGCUGAUAAUUUUAUAAGUAAAAGAGUAAAAGCAUCGAAUCUGGAUAAGCUAUCAUGCUCAUUAGUUCCCUUAAGAGUUAAUCUUCAGGAAGCAAAAGAAGUUAUAAUUUCCAUCAAACUUUAUGAUUUUGAGGAUGGAGAUCAAGAAAAAAGGCAAUUAUAUGGAUUAGGAUUUUUGUGGAAGAACGGAUCGAAUUUUAAUAGAGUUCAGGGGUGUGUUGUUUCUGAUAAAAGACGUGGUUUGGAAAUAAUGAUUCUCGGGACAUCUCCAAAUAACGAAUUAUUCUUUACAAAUAGAAGUCAAAUCUCAAUAGUUGAAAGUUUACAAUACAAAGAUGUCGAUAAUGAAAUCGAUCAAAUAUCGUCAUCUUUAAAAAGUAUUUCAUUAGAAGGGUUUACCAAUAAUAUUCCCGGACUUGAAGAAGCUUAUGAUGCACUUUUUGAAGUAGUUGUUUACCCGUUAUUAUAUCCGGAUAUAAUACAAAAGUUAAAUAUUGAAUGUCCCAAAGGGGUGUUACUUCAUGGACCACCCGGUGUCGGAAAAACAUAUCUUGUUAGCAUAAUCGCAAAGGCUUGUAACGCAAAAAUGAUUUCUAUAGACGGACCUGAUGUAUUUGGGACUUAUGUUGGAGAAAGUGAAGCAAAUUUGAGAAAUAAGUUCUCUCAAGCCAAAAGGAUGACAAUUGAGGAAGAUAAUCCAAUAAUCCUUUUCAUUGAUGAAUUGGAUGCUCUAACACCGCAUCGGGUAGAAUCGCAAUCUCAUGAAUCUCGAGUGGUUGCUCAACUUCUAACAUUAAUGGAUGGUAUGGAAUCACGUGGCAGGUUGGUUGUUAUUGCGACAACCAAUCGACCUAAUGCUAUUGAUCCAGCUUUAAGAAGACCUGGACGAUUUGAUCGAGAAGUAUCAAUUGAUAUACCAAAUGAAAAAGUCCGUCAAAGAAUAUUACAAUUUAAAACGUCACAAAUGACGCUUGGAAAUGAUGUUGAUAUUGGUUUGUUAUCUUCUAUGACUAAUGGAUAUGUUGGUGCCGACUUGGCUUCGCUAUGUCGUGAAGCUGCAAUAAAUGCGGUUCAUCGUCAAAUAAAUUGUGCUUCCGAUAAUAAUUUUGCAAAGCAUGAAGGAUAA
Funneliformis mosseae is the source of this 1308-nucleotide messenger RNA. Lineage: Eukaryota; Fungi; Glomeromycota; Glomeromycetes; Glomerales; Glomeraceae. The record is from the annotation of a GenBank genome assembly.